This is a messenger RNA of Aethina tumida (small hive beetle), 1071 nucleotides long. RefSeq lists its product as uncharacterized. The record is from RefSeq and is a predicted model, not a curated record. The coding region runs from base 1 to 1071 and encodes 356 amino acids. NCBI's taxonomy places the organism in Eukaryota, Metazoa, Arthropoda, Insecta, Coleoptera, Nitidulidae. The transcript has 3 exons.
AUGGCAGAAGAUAAGAUUGGGGUUCCCCAUUUUGAUAAGUUAGAUGAUUAUGUAUCGGCCUGUGAGACUGCAGAGGACAUGUGGAUCAGUUUGUUGUCGGUAUAUGAACGAAAAGAUACAGCCAGUAAGAUGUGUGCGAUCCAAUCGUUUCAUAAGUACAAGUUUGAUGGUGGAGGUAUGGCGAGUCAUAUUGCAAAAAUUGAGAAUCUGGCCAAGCAAUGUAAACUUCAAUCACAUACCAUUGACGAUACAACGCUAAUGUGUAAGAUCGUGAGGCGCGAAUUGAGGGCGAACAAAGAACCUCUAGAAGCUUUGGUGGUGAGUAAAAAGUCAGUUGGUAAAGUAGAAAAGAAGAUUGCUAAUGGUGAAAGGCAGAAGAGAAAUGUGAAGUGUUACAAAUGUCAAAAUUUUGAACACUUUGCUCGUGAGUGGCGUUCAAAGAAGAAGCACUAUGAUCGUCAUUUCAACUCUGGUGGAGUAACGUUUAAUGUUGAAGAGGGUGUUAUUUUGUCCGCAAACUCCGAUGACGCUUGGUUGGCGGACAGUGGCGCUUCAUUCCACAUGACAUCCCAUCGUGAAUGGUUUAGUAAAUUUAAAUUAGUAUCGCAAGCAAUGAAUUUACCAGAUAAGUCAGUGAUUGAAGUUAAAGGAGAAGGUGCUGUUCCAAUUGAAGUAUAUUUAAAUGGUAAAUUUAACAAGGCCACGCUUACAAAUGUAAAGUUUAUUCCUGGAUUGAGUAAAAAUUUAUUUAGCAUAGGUGCAGCUUCUACUUUGGGUAUUUUCACCAUGGUCCAAGGCGAUAAAAUGUUGUUUAGUCUUAAUGGCAAUGUGGUUACAAAUAUAAUACGUCACUCAAAUAACACUUAUCGAAUGCUUGCUCGAGUACCAAUAACCAUCGAAGCAAAUAUUGUAGAAGACGACUUUAAGUUAUGGCACGAGCGAGAGACAGUCAAGCUUGGAUUAUUGAAAGACAUCAAAUUACCUGAGAAAGGUGAAUUUGUGUGUGAAGCGUGUAUCUAUGGAAAGUCCAAGAGGCGAUCAUUCAAGUCAUCCGAAAAAACGUACAUAUAG